Solanum pennellii is the source of this 5000-nucleotide messenger RNA. RefSeq names its product pentatricopeptide repeat-containing protein At1g09900. The record is from RefSeq and is a predicted model, not a curated record. Gene Ontology annotation, molecular function: protein binding. The transcript is spliced from 3 exons. Bases 214 to 2715 code for a protein of 833 amino acids. Lineage: Eukaryota; Viridiplantae; Streptophyta; Magnoliopsida; Solanales; Solanaceae.
GGGUAUCGAAUUUAGGGUCCCUAGUCACCACCAUCACUUCAAAAGGAACAAGAGUGAAAAAUGUUCUCCUUUGAUUUGUUUUUAAAUUUUUUGAACACAUCAUGAACACCCGGCUUCAAUUUCUCCCCCAGUAAAGAGAAGUGUGGUGUCAUCCCAAGUAAGCUUUUGGAAUUCGUUUGAACGUUGUUGUUGUAUACAAGAACUUCUGACUAGAUGUUGUUGAACUCCAAUAUAUGCGCUACCUCCCAUACAAAGAUUCUAUGGUUUCGUUCAUCUUGUAAUCGUCUUUAUGUUGCAAAAUUUGGGGCUUCUCAAUUGGGUAUCCAUUUUCCUGGAAAUCCAUUUACUUACAUUGUAUUAUUUUCUACAACUGAUAGCCCUAGAUUUAAUCCCAACCCUAAAUUAUACUUGCAAAAUGGUAAUUCUGGUUAUACUGGAGAUGGGUGUGUUGUAAAAGAAGAAUUGGGUGUUAAAGAAUGUAAAGUUUUGAGCUUUUCUGAUACUUGUUUUACUGAUGAUGGAAAAAAUUGCAGCUAUAUACAUAAUGCUAGUACUUGUAGCUUUGACCCUGUCCAUGAGUUUGAAGAGUCAGAUAAUGAAGAUUUAGACUGUACUGAUGAUGAUUUUAAGGUUUUGGAUUCAUUUGGUAGAACUCAAAAACAAGUCAACAGGGCAGAAAACGGUGGCAUUUCUGGAAGAAUUGAAGAGGAAAUGGGACAUCAUUUGGUUAAGGAAACAUGUAGAUUGAUUGAACGUCGCUCAGCUUGGAAUCCACAGCUUGAAAUAGAAUUGAGGCGUUUACUAAGAAGUAUGAAGCCUCACCAUGUUUGUGCUGUGUUAACGUCUCAAUCUGAUGAAAGGGUUGCUUUGAAAUUCUUUUAUUGGGCAGACCAGCAGUGGCGCUACCGACAUGACCCUAUCGUUUACUAUGUCAUGCUUCAACUUCUAAGCAGGACAAAGUUGUGCCAGGGAGCUAAGCGCAUUCUUAAACUGAUGGCACGAAGAAGAAUUCCACGGAGACCUGAAGAUUUUGGUUGUGUAAUGGUUGCUUUUAGUCGAGCUGGACAUUUAAGGAAAGCAAUGCAGAUCCUGAAUGUGAUGCAAAGAGCAGGAAUUGAGCCUGAUUUGUCUAUAUGCAACACUGCAAUUUAUGUUUUGGUGAAGGGUGAUAAAAUUGAGAAAGCAUUGAGCUUUCUGGAGCGGAUGCAACUAGUUGGGAUAACACCAAAUGUUGUUACAUACAAUUGCUUAAUCAAAGGUUAUUGUGAUGUGCAUCGCGUUGAAGAUGCAUUGGAGUUGAUUGCUGAAAUGCCGUAUAAGGGCUGUUACCCAGAUAAAGUUAGUUAUUAUACUUUGAUUGCAUUCUUUUGCACGAAGAAACAAACUGAAGAAGUGAGGGAGUUGGUGGAGAAAAUGGCUAAAGAUAGUAACUUAUUGCGUGACCAGGUUACUUAUAACACUAUUAUACAUAUGCUUUCAAAGCAUGGCCAUGCUGAUGAAGCCUUAGGAUUCUUAAGGGAAGCUGAAGAAAGAGGAUUCCGAGUGGAUAAAGUGGGGUAUAGUGCUGUAGUGAACUCCUUCUGUAAAGAAGGAAGUUUAGAUAAGGCAAAGGAACUGGUCAAUGAAAUGAUUGCCAAAGGAUGUCCUCCUGAUGUGGUUACUUACACUGCAGUUCUGAAUGGGUUUUGCCUUGCAGGAAGAAUUGAUCAAGCAAAAAAGUUACUUCACCAUAUGUACAAAUAUGGUUGCAAGCCAAAUACUGUAACGUACACUGCCCUGUUAAACGGGCUUUGCCAGAGUGGAAGGUCUGCCGAGGCACAGGAGAUUAUGAACACGUGUGAAGAAUGGUGGUGGAGACCAAAUGCUAUUACAUUUGGUGUGGUAAUGCAUGGUUAUCGUAGGGAAGGAAAACUGUCUGAAGCCUGUGAGGUGGGUAGGGAAAUGAUUGGAAAAGGCUUUUUCCUUUCUCCCGUUGAAAUUAACCUGAUCAUUAAAUCUCUUUGCCAAGAGGGCAGAGCAGAUGAAGCAAAGAGUUUUAUGGUAGAAUGUCUGAAGAAAGGAUGUGCUGUUAAUGUGGUGAAUUUCACCACUGUAAUUCAUGGUUUCUGUCUAAAGAAUGAGUUGGAUGCUGCUCUCUCUGUCCUUGAUGACAUGUAUUUAAUUAAUAAACACCCUGAUGUUGUCACAUAUACAACGUUAAUAGAUGGAUUAGGAAAACAAGGAAGGAUAGAGGAGGCUAUUGGGCUGUCCAAUAAAAUGCUUCAUAGAGGGGUGCUUCCCACUGCUGUGACAUAUCGUACAGUCAUCCAUCGAUUUUGUCAGCAACAUAGGGUGGAUGAUCUGUUGGUAGUACUGGAAAAGAUGCUUUCAAGAGGGGGGUGCAAGACUGCCUAUAAUCAGGUUAUUGAAAAACUUUGUGGUUUAGGAUAUACUGAUGAGGCUUAUAAGCUAUUGGGAAAGGUCCUCAGGACAGCUUCAAGAGUUGAUUCAAAUACCUGCCACAUUCUUAUAGAGAGCUAUUUAAAGGAAGGGAAUCCUCUUUCAUCAUAUAAGGUAGUGUGUCGAAUGUUCAACCGGAACCUUAUUCCUGACUUAAAGGUCUGUGACAAGGUGAGGGAUAGAUUGAUGCAAGAUGGCAGAGUAGAAGAGGCUGACAAGCUCAUGUUGCGCUUUGUCGAGCGUGGCCAUAAGUUGCCUCAGCUUCAGAGGACUUGAAUUUUGAAUACUAAAGAGGAGAUCAUUGUGUGUUCUUAGGACAUAUUACUGUUCUGACAAGGCUACAAUAGGAAAGUAUAGACAUCAAAAGGCAAAUGAUUCAGUAGCUCAUUAUAUUUCAGAAAGAAGUCACUAUCUGAAGCAUAACAAGAUUUCUUGAAAUGCUGGUGGUUUCUCGGAUCAGAGUGCUGAUAUGGACCAAGUCUUGGACACGUCCCCAUUAAUGUCUCUCUGGUUUGCAAACUUAAUUCUUAUUCAAUUUGAAGGAUAAAGAUAACAGCUCUAAACAACUCUGCUUGUCACCUUCGGUUGAAAAAAAUGAUGAAUUUGUAAGAGUUUCAUCUCAUCAAGGUAAGUUUCUAUCAAGUCUCUAAAUCUAUAGUAACCACUAAUUAUUGAAUCAAUAUUUCUGGAUUUGAUUAAUCACUUAUUAUCAGAACUAGUAUUGUUUGUCAGUAUUUUGGUGUUCAUCAUAGAUUUAAUUGUUUGCCAAAUAUAUAUAAGCAUAAUCUUUUUGUUGUUCGUGUAAUGUUGAAUUUCAACUUGAAUUUGUGUAAGAGUUUCCUUUUUAUAUUGGGUUGAACAAUGUCUAGUUUAUUUAGGAGACACUAGAGGGGCGGUGCUAGGGUUCCGAAAGGGUUUUAUCUGAAUUCCUUUUGUCUAAAAAUUACAUUAUAUAUGGUCAAACUUAUAUCUUAUUUAUAUAGUAGAGGUCGAACCCUCGACUUCUUAAUAUGAUUUCUUCUAUAAAUUAUAAAGAGAUUAACUUGUGUGCACUGACUGUGUAAAGUUUUUUUGCACAAUCAGGUAAGUUUAACAGUAAUAGCUGAACUCAGGUAAACCUCUAAUCUAUUUCUUUCUAAUAUUUGAGAUCUCUAAUAUUUAUUACUGUAAUUUUUUCUCUCUCUCUCUCUCAUUAAGCAUCGGCAUAUUUUUUUCUCUGUCUCAGACUCCUAAUUGUCGGACUUGGGGUUCUUUUAUCCGAACUUCUAUCUCCCCUUAGCUGCUAAGCUCCUCGUGGGUUCAUGAUCUCUUUUAUUCAUGUGAAAUUAUCCAUAAAAGGUUAUUACCUUUGAUCUUUUGGGGAAUUAUUUUAAAUUUGUAGCAGAUGUUUAUAAUCUGAAUCUACUAUAGAUUCUUAUGAUGUUUCAACCGGAUGUCGUUAUCUCUGAUCUCCAAUCUCAUGUGAACUUGGUUCUUCUGGAUUCUUGGCUUAUUCAUCUGAACACCAAAACCCUCUUCUUCCUAGGUUGUUUGCUGGUGUGGAUGACAUUCCUUGCAUGUUUCAAGGCCACAUCGAGAAUGUAGUACAUCUUAAGCAACAGUAUGGGUUAAACAAUACUGCAAAUGAAGUGAUCAUUCUUAUUGAGGCUUACAGGACUUUGAGGGAUACAGGUCCUUAUCCUCCAGAUCAGGCUGUGAAAGAUAUUCAUGGAAAGUUUGCGUCGUUCUUUAUGAUAGUGCUUCGAGGAGUACCUUUUUAGCUGAAGUUUCCUUUAUACACGAGUUUUCUACAAAUCAAAAUAGAAAAUGGAAGGCUUGUUAUUCAAGAGUAUAACAUGACUUAUAUACUCGUGUCAACCAAGGAUGUUGGUGGCAGUGUGCCCUUCUUCUGGGGUACCGAUUCUGAAGGCCACCUAGUUCUCUCGGAUGAUGCUGACAUUGUGAAGCAUGGCUGUGGGAAAUCCUUUGCACCAUUUCCCAUAGGUAAUGUCAAUGAACUUUGCUUUGAAGGGAAAGGUCCUGCAACCUAAUAAGUAAUUCCUAAUGUCAUAUUGUCUUGGUUGCGGUGGUUUUUGACAUCUUUUGGUGGUUUGAGGACAAAACAUGAAAUUGCAGACACCUACAGAUGUGUUAUGGAGUCGUAUCUUUUGGAUGUGUUGUGUAAUUAUGGCUCGAGCUCUCCAAAAAUAUUGAGAGCUUCUUUGGGUGCGCAGCAGAACUCUUUCAUCUGUUCAUGAUGCCAUAUUGGAGGACUUGGUUGUUCCAGCAGUGAUUGUUGGGAAGCGUACUAAGUAUCACAUUGGCCCCAAGGAACCAAGUAUAAGUUGGAGACCUUUUCAACAGUUAACAGAAAGCUUUCAGGCAAAGAUGUAGUGUUCGAGUACCCCAUCAUUUAUUGACCUCAUCUAUAUGACGUGAGCGGUUUCUCCUUUGUAAUUUUGGCACUACCAUUUUGUUUUACUAUGAUGUGAAAUUCCUAUCAUAUUUCAGUUAAAACCAUUUCUCUAUGUCAUACAUUUUGAGUUUGUUUAUUGAAACUUGGUCAAAACAAAAAACAAGAA